AUGGAGAGGUUGAAGAUUUGGCAAUCCACUGAACUGGAGCUGGAUGAGGAUAAGGAAGCUGUUGACCAACUGAUGAAGGACCUGGACCUCCUGCAUAGACAGAACGUGGCUCCCAAACCCAUAGUUGAGAUGAGCCUUGGUUUGGCGAGAGAUGUGCUCAACCUCCAUGAUCAUUAUGAGGAUCUCAAGCCCACCUUCAAGACCUCUGAGUUCUGCAAAGCCACUCAUGAAGCCAACUUGGCCGAUUAUGCAAAGCAGAAGGCAGAACUGGACCAGAUGGUUGCGGGCUAUAAGGAGGCUAAGGCCACUGCAGACAAGCUGGAGAAGCAGAUUGAAGAGCUUCAAAAGCAACUGGCAGAGUGCAGGGAGGUGCAGAGCAGGCUCGGGGCUGGACUGAGCUCUAAGACCAAGGCUACCUUCCUUGUGCAGAGCAUGGUUUCAGCUUCCAGACCAGCUUUAGAGAUUGCAGAUGCUUCAAUUCACCAAGGAGUGCUGCUCUAG
Messenger RNA from Prunus armeniaca (apricot), 501 nucleotides. Lineage: Eukaryota; Viridiplantae; Streptophyta; Magnoliopsida; Rosales; Rosaceae. The record is from the annotation of a GenBank genome assembly.